Molecule: messenger RNA, 7345 nt
Organism: Acanthochromis polyacanthus (spiny chromis)
Lineage: Eukaryota; Metazoa; Chordata; Actinopteri; Pomacentridae
Product: ankyrin-3-like
Biological process (GO): protein localization to T-tubule; regulation of cardiac muscle contraction; signal transduction
Cellular component (GO): T-tubule
Molecular function (GO): protein binding
Source: RefSeq, a predicted model, not a curated record
UUUACAAGAAGUCAGAUGGCCACAGGUGACACCCAGAUCCUGGAUCAGUUCUGCGGAUCUUAUUGCGGAUCUAUUUGCGGGUUUUACUGCCGCCUGCUGUCCGCCUCGCUCCCCGGGUUUCAGUCUCCCUCAUCGGGCUGCAGCUGCUCGGUGUUCCGCUCCUCCUCCUGGUUCUCUCCGCGGGUCAGAGCUGCUGUCUGUGGGCGCCUCCGGAGCUCUGAGGUCGGUCAGCGGGUCGCUGUGUCCGGAUGCGUUCUGGUGUCCGGGUUUGAAGCGGAUCUGGACCGGACUCACCUGGACUCCAACAUGGCUUCCACCUACACAGGUGACCGCGACGACCAGACGGAUGUAAACGCCUGUUAUCUGCGAGCAGCUCGGGCUGGGAACCUGGAGAAAGCUUUGGACUACCUGAAGAAUGGAGUCGACAUCAACAUUUGCAAUCAGAACGGCCUCAACGCCCUCCAUCUGGCAUCCAAGGAGGGCCACGUGGAGGUGGUGGCCGAGCUCAUCAAGCAGGGCGCCAACGUGGACGCCGCCACCAAGAAAGGAAACACUGCCCUGCACAUAGCGUCCCUCGCCGGACAGACGGACGUGGUGAAGGAACUGGUCAACCACGGAGCCAACGUCAACGCACAAUCUCAGAAUGGCUUCACUCCGUUGUACAUGGCGGCGCAGGAGAACCACAUGGAUGUGGUUCAGUUCUUAUUGGACAACGUCAGUCAGAGCAUCGCCACUGAGGAUGGGUUCACCCCUCUGGCGGUGGCGCUGCAGCAGGGUCAUGACCAGGUGGUUUCCCUCCUCCUGGAGAACGACACCAAAGGAAAAGUCCGACUUCCUGCCCUGCACAUCGCCGCCAGGAAGGACGACACGAAGGCGGCCGCCCUGCUGCUGCAGAACGACCACAACGCCGACGUGGAGUCCAAGAGCGGCUUCACUCCUCUGCACAUCGCCGCUCAUUACGGAAACAUCAACGUGGCGACGCUGCUGCUCAACAGAGGAGCUGCCGUGGACUUCAAGGCCAGAAAUGAUAUAACUCCGCUACAUGUAGCGUCCAAACGUGGGAACAGCAACAUGGUCCGACUGCUGCUGGAGCGAGGAGCCAAGAUAGACGCUCGAACGAAGGAUGGUCUGACUCCUCUUCACUGUGGAGCUCGAAGUGGCCACGAACAGGUGGUGGAGAUGCUGCUGGACCGAGGAGCUCCAAUACUGUCCAAGACCAAGAAUGGUCUGUCUCCCCUCCACAUGGCGACGCAAGGUGACCACCUGAACUGUGUCCAGCUGCUUCUUCACCACGAGGUUCCCGUGGACGAUGUGACCAACGACUACCUGACGGCGCUGCACGUCGCCGCUCACUGCGGACACUACAAGGUGGCGAAGGUCAUCGUGGACAAGAAGGCCAAUCCCAACGCCAAGGCACUGAAUGGUUUCACUCCGCUGCACAUCGCCUGCAAGAAGAACCGAGUCAAGGUGAUGGAGCUGCUGCUGAAGCAUGGAGCGUCUAUCCAGGCCGUCACCGAGUCCGGUCUGACUCCGAUCCAUGUGGCAGCGUUUAUGGGACACGAUAACAUCGUCCACCAGCUGAUCAACCACGGGGCGUCACCCAACACCAGCAAUGUGAGGGGGGAGACGGCGCUCCACAUGGCGGCCAGGGCAGGACAGUCCAACGUGGUCCGGUAUCUGGUCCAGAACGGAGCUCGGGUCGACGCCAAGGCCAAGGAUGAUCAGACUCCGCUGCACAUCUCCAGCCGCCUGGGUAAACCUGACAUCGUGCUCCAGCUGCUGGCUAACGGAGCGUAUCCGGACGCCACCACCAGCUCCGGCUACACCCCGUUACACCUGGCAGCCCGGGAGGGUCACCGAGACAUCGCUGCUGCUUUGCUGGACCAAGGAGCCAGUCUGGGCAUCACCACCAAGAAGGGCUUCACUCCUUUGCACGUUGCAGCAAAAUACGGGAAGCUGGAAGUGGCCAACCUGCUGCUGCAGAAAAACGCUCCACCUGACGCUGCCGGGAAGAGUGGACUAACUCCACUGCAUGUGGCGGCACACUACGAUCACCAGAAGGUGGCGCUGCUGCUGCUGAAUCAGGGGGCCUCGCCGCACGCUGCUGCGAAGAACGGCUACACUCCGCUGCACAUCGCGGCCAAGAAGAACCAGAUGGAGAUCACGACCACGCUGCUGGAGUACGGCGCCUCCACCAACACGGUGACCCGGCAGGGCAUCACGCCGCUGCACCUGGCGGCGCAGGAGGGCAACGUGGACAUUGUGACGCUGCUGCUGGCUCGAGACGCCCCCAUCAACACGAGCAACAAGUCUGGUCUGACUCCGCUCCACCUGGCCGCCCAGGAGGAUAAAGUCAACGUUGCCGAGGUUUUAGUCAACCAUGGAGCAAUUAUCGACCCUGAAACCAAGCUGGGAUACACUCCCCUCCAUGUGGCCUGUCACUAUGGCAACGUGAAGAUGGUCAACUUCCUGCUGAAGAAUCAGGCGAAGGUCAACAGUAAGACCAAGAACGGUUACACUCCUCUGCACCAGGCUGCCCAGCAGGGACACACUCACAUCAUCAACCUGCUGCUGCAUCACGGAGCGUCGCCCAACGAGCUCACCGCCAAUGGGAACAGUGCUUUAUCCAUCGCCAGGAGACUGGGAUACAUCUCCGUAGUCGACACUCUGAAGGUGGUAACGGAGGAAACUCUGACCACUCAGACUGUGGUGGAGAAACACAAGAUGAACGUUCCAGAGACGAUGAACGAGGUGCUGGACAUGUCCGACGACGAGGGUGACGAUGCCAUGACGGGGGACACCGAUAAAUAUUUGGCCCCCCAGGACCUGAGGGAGUUGGGGGACGACUCUCUGCCUCAGGAGGGCUACAUGGGCUUCAGUGUUGGAGCUCGAUCUCAGAGCCUGCGUUCCUUCAGUUCUGAUAGGUCCAACACUCUGAACCGGAGCUCCUUCACCAGGGACAGCAUGAUGAUCGAGGAAAUCCUGGCGCCCACUAAGGAGAUGCAUCUCUCGGUGGCGAAGGACUUUGACAGCGACUCUCUGAGGAGGUACAGCUGGACGGCAGACGCUCUGGAUAACGUCAACCUCGUGUCAUCGCCGAUCCACUCGGGGUUCCUGGUGAGCUUCAUGGUGGACGCCAGAGGAGGUUCGAUGAGGGGAAGCCGCCACAACGGGAUGCGGAUCAUCAUCCCGCCCAGGAAGUGCACGGCGCCCACCAGGAUCACCUGCCGCCUAGUGAAGAGGCACAAGCUGGCGUCGCCUCCUCCCAUGGUGGAGGGCGAAGGCCUGGCCAGCCGGCUGGUGGAGGUCGGCCCGGCUGGAGCUCAGUUCCUCGGGCCCGUGAUAGUGGAGAUCCCACACUUCGGCUCAAUGCGAGGCCACGAGAGGGAGCUGAUCCUGCUGCGAAGCGAGAACGGAGAGAACUGGAAGGAACAUCUGUACGACUGCAAGACGGACGACCUCAACCAGCUGCUCAACGGCAUGGACGAAGAGCUGGACAGCCCCGAGGAGCUGGAGAGGAAGAGAAUCUGCCGCAUCGUCACCAAGGACUUCCCACAAUACUUUGCUGUGGUGUCUCGGAUCAGACAGGAGACCAAUCACAUGGGGCCGGAGGGCGGGACUCUGUGCAGCCGCAGCGUCCCAUUGGUCCAGGCCUCCUUCCCUGAGGGGGCGCUGACCAAGAAGAUCAAGGUUGGACUGCAGGCCCAGCCGGUUCCUGACGACACGGUGAAGAAGAUCCUCGGCAACCGGGCGACCUUCAGCCCCAUCGUCACCGUGGAGCCCAGGAGGAGGAAGUUCCACAAACCCAUCACCAUGACGAUCCCGGUGCCGCCGCUGUCGGGGGAGGGGCUUAGCAACGGGUACAAGGGGGACUGUACUCCCUGCCUCCGCCUCCUCUGCAGCAUCACAGGUGGAACGUCUCCGGCUCAGUGGGAGGACAUCACGGGAACGACUCCUCUGACGUUCGUCAACGACUGCGUCUCCUUCACCACCAACGUUUCUGCCAGGUUCUGGCUGGCCGACUGCCACCAGAUCCCAGAGACGGUGGCUUUGGCCUCCCAGCUCUACCGGGAGCUGAUCUGCGUUCCCUACAUGGCCAAGUUCGUGGUGUUCGCUAAGAUGAACGACCCGGUGGAGUCGAGGCUUCGCUGCUUCUGCAUGACGGACGACAAGGUGGACAAAACCCUGGAGCAGCAGGAGAACUUCGAGGAGGUGGCCAGGAGCAAAGACAUCGAGGUUCUGGAGGGCCGGCCCAUUUAUGUGGACUGUUAUGGAAACCUGGCUCCUCUGACCAAAGCCGGCCAGCAGUUAGUUCUGAACUUCUACGCCUUCAAGGAGAACCGGCUGCCCUUCUGUGUUAAGGUCAGAGAUCCCAGCCAGGAGCCCUGCGGUCGCCUCACCUUCCUCAAAGAGUGUAAAGCCACCAAAGGCCUUCCUCAGACGGCCGUGUGCAACCUGAACAUCACGCUUCCCGCGGUGAAGAAGACUGAAAAGCCAGAGCGACGUCAUACCUUUGCAUCCCUAGCCUUACGUAAGCGCUACAGCUAUCUGGCCGAGCCUGCACUGAGCCCUCAGAGUCCCUGUGAGAGAACAGACCUCCGCAUGGCGAUAGUAGCCGACCACCUCGGACUCAGCUGGACUGAGCUGGCCAGGGAGCUAGAUUUCUCUGUGGAAGAGAUCAACUUCAUCCGAGUGGAGAACCCCAAUUCCCUGACAGCACAGAGCUUCAUGCUCCUAAAGAAAUGGGUGCACAGGGACGGUAAAAAUGCCACAACGGACGCUUUAACCGCGGUGCUGACUAAGAUCAAUCGGUUGGAUAUUGUGACUUUGCUGGAAGGGCCCAUAUUUGACUACGGUAACAUUUCAGGCACACGCUGCUUUGCCGAUGAUAACGCAGUAUUCCCGGAUCAGUCCGAUGAAUACCACAAUAUAGAUCUGGAGCUGCAGACCCCCUCAGACCUCAACUACGUGCCCCCGACCCCGCUCCGCUCCGACGACUUCUUUAGCGAGGGCGACGCUAGCGUAGAGUCCCCUAGCAAGUCCGCCCUAACUAGACCUAGCGACCUCUCCCUCACUCAGACCACCAGUACCUCCAGCAGCGACCCCCUCACCGUGGCCCCGGGGCCCGGAUCCAAAGCCCAGGAGCCGCCCCUGGUUGGCCCUGAAGAAACGGGGAUGUCCGUGGAAAAUAAAACCGGUCCGGAUAACGACCGGAGGGCUGUGGAACAGUCAGGGAAGGCGACGAAGCGAGAAGCAGAAGUCGUCGUGGAGGCUGCCUCGGACGCCGGACUCGGGAACGGAAAGGAGGAAAAGGAGGAGGAGGAGGAGAUGACCCAGGAGAGGCUGCAGAGUCUGCUGGAGGAUAUAAAGCUGGAGGGAGGCGUGGAGGAAGAGGAGAUUACGGAGGAGAGGGUGAACGCCAUCCUCGAACAAGUACGGCAAGCAGAAAAAGACGUGUGCUCAGUUCCAGGAUGGAGGAGCGAGGAGACGGCAGCCCCCGGACAAAGUCCCAACACCGAGGAGGGCAGCCCCGACAGCCUGGUGGAUUCUCUGGAACAGACGCCAGCUCAAAACGGAGGUCACACCGAGGCGUCCGGAGACAGGAAGAAGAAGGAAUCUCAGGAGGACAGCAGCACAGCGGGACCAAGCAAAGGACGGGAAGACGGAGGGGACCGGUCCCAGCACAAAGUCCAGGGAGAGGAAGCCAGAAACAUUCCUGGAGAGUCUGUGACCGAGGAGCAGUUCAUAGACGAAGACGGGAAUCUGGUCACCAGAAAAGUGAUCAGAAAAGUGGUUCGUCGGAUUUACAACUCGGAGGAAAGGAGGGAAAGCGAAGGCGAACUUUUAGCCGACGAACCGGCUGCUGCUGCUGUUGAUGCUUCUGAUGCUGUUGAUGCUGCUGUUAGUGCAACAACAGCUGGAGCAGAUGUUGCUCCAUCAGCCGGACCCUCGGGGGGUAAAAGCAAGAAGAGGGGGAAGCGGUCCCGACACAAGGACGAAGCCCAGAGAGGGAAAACUGAGCCUGGAGACGCUUCCAACAAGAAACAGGGCAAGAAGAGUCAGUCAUAACAGUGGAGUUCUCAGAUACGCCUGGUCCACCGACGUCCAGCAUCCACUCUGGGAGGAGCAUCAGAGGAACAUGUCAAUCAGCCGAGUCGCGUCUAAAGCUUUCACUUUAACAAACGCAUGGUUUUCAGCAAGACAACGUUUACUUUUCUUUGAUUUCGCAUGAGCAUGUCACCAAACUCACUCACCGUUGGGGAACGCCGCCUCGAGGACUCGCAUGGACGUGAGCCAGACGUUUUCCGAAGACGGCGCAAAACGAGGAGAAAAAAAAAACCAACCGCUGACGGAUUGACUCCACUCUGACACUCGCCUUAUAUCGUCUAUUUUUCCUCCUGGACCCUCAGUAUCGGGGUUGUACCACGUGGUUCUUUUUUAAAAAAGAAAAACAAAUGAAAUAUAAUGGUAAAAUGGGUGAUUUUUUUCUUGUAUAUAAAUGACACUGUAUAAAAAUCUUUAAAAACAACAGAAACCAGUAGCUUCACGGAUUGUUUCUGCACUGAUUGAUGAAGCUUUGCCGAGAGGUCGACACUGUUUGAGAAGCCUUGACCUUGACUUGCUCUUCCUAAGCCAAUAUAUAUAAAAAAAACAGCCGAAUGAGAAGCGAAUGGAGAAAAUAACAAAAAACACACUGCUUGGUUUGUUUCUUUAACAGCUCGGGGCGUUCUGCAGACUGCAUGUGGCGUCACUUUACUUUAACGCUUUUCUGUUUUUCCUCCUAACUCAGAGCACUGUAAUAAAAAUCAGAGGGUUUCUGUCUGAGCUGCACUCAUGAUGACUUUUUACUUUAACGGAAACACUCCCGAUGUUUCGUUAGCUCAAAGCGCUAGCAGCCCUCUGUGUGUGUGUGUGUGUGUGUGUGUGUGUGUUUGUGUGUGCGCGCAUGUGUGUGCGAUUAGCAUCCAAUAAAUCCCGCCUAUCUGUAAACCCGUCUAGAAGUUUAGGCUUUUAGGUCGACUGUGGUUUUAACAUAAAAUACAAAACCAGGAGGACUGUUUUUAUUUACACCAGAACAGAGAAUCUCAUUUUGAAGCUCCGUUAAAAACUCCUUUGUACCGACGAGACUCCGAUCUCAAUUUUACACGUUAAAAAUGUGAUUUUCUGUUCCCGUGUAUUUCUUAUUUCUUGUCUUUUUGUUGUUUUUUUUCAUACAAAUCCACCCCGAGCAUCCGUUGUCGAUGAUAAAUCUGGUACCGACAUGUAUGACCAACCAACAUAGCCUACACUGGAUGAUCCAAGUAAUUAUUUAAGCAGAAAAAUAAACUGUGUUUAAACUCAACAA